This is a messenger RNA of Cryptomeria japonica (Japanese cedar), 1378 nucleotides long. RefSeq names its product U-box domain-containing protein 25. The transcript has a single exon. Gene Ontology annotation, biological process: protein ubiquitination. Gene Ontology annotation, molecular function: ubiquitin protein ligase activity. The record is from RefSeq and is a predicted model, not a curated record. The coding region runs from base 115 to 1296 and encodes 393 amino acids. Lineage: Eukaryota; Viridiplantae; Streptophyta; Pinopsida; Cupressales; Cupressaceae.
GCUCUGCAAUUCCAUUGAAUGAAGGAACGAUUUUGAACAAACUGAAACACUCCAAGUUUGGAUUUUUGUAACAGCUUCGAGACAGGAUUUUUAGCUUCAAGAUUGGAUUUUAAGAUGAAGGCUGACGAGCUGAGGAUCUCGACGUUCGUUCCGCCGUUUUUCAGAUGCCCGAUUUCUCUAGAAGUGAUGAGAGACCCGGUGAGUCUGUGCACAGGAGUAACGUACGAUCGAGCGAACAUUGAGAAAUGGCUGGACUUGGGCAAAAACGUGUGCCCUGCCACCAUGGAGCCACUACAAAACCUGGAGAUCGUCCCCAAUCACACCUUACGAAGGCUUAUUCAAGAAUGGUGCGUCUCCAAGGGCCUCGACAGGAUUCCCACACCCAAAUCCCCUGCUAAUCCUUCUAAACUGAAUCGGAUGCUCCAAGACAUGAGCACCGAAUCAGACAACAACAGGGCUCUGGAGACCUUGGCGACUCUCAAGACUCUGGCCAAAUCCAGUCCAAGAAACAGAAAAUGCAUGCUCUCUGUGGGGAUUCUCCGGCCCUUGGCGCAGCUCAUAUUGGGGAGCGAAAACAGAGAAAUCUUGGCCCAAGCCGUGGGAAUCGUUGCUUGUUUUGACUCGCUUGACGACGCCACUAGAGGGCUCUUGCGUGGCCCGUCCCUGCUCAAAUCGUUGCUCACACUUUUGGGUAGUGAUAAUAAGGAGGCCCGAAUGAGCGCCGCAAUCUUGGUUGAGUAUUUGACCAGGGAUCGAACCUCCGCGAGGGAAAUGGGUUCCAGCGAAGGCCUAAUUGAGGGGCUUAUAAGCGUUGUCCGAGAAGAGUUAGAGGAGAGCGUGAGCGCAGGGUUCGGUGCUCUGUUUAAUUUGUGCGUUGUGGGCAGGAACAGAAUGCGAAUUGCAGAAGCUCCGGAUGCCGUUUGCGCUCUUACUGAUGUUAUCAAUGGCGGCGGUGAUAAGAAAUUGAGGGAGAAAUGUUUGGGUGUUCUUGACGCCUUGUCCACCACCGCCGAAGGGCGCGCCGCCAUUGAUGACCACACUCUUGCUUUGCCGGCUGUGGUGAAGAGCUUGCUUUGUGUUUCUGAGAGUGCUGAUGAAUACUCCGUGGGGAUUCUUUGGAGGAUUUGCUUCAAAUCGGGUGAAGAGAAUGGGUUUAAUGAGGAUCUUUUGACUGGGGCGUUCAAGAAGUUGUUGGUUUUUGUGCAGAUCGAUUCUGCUUCUCCCACCACCAAGGCCAAGGCCAACCAACUCCUCAAACUCUUCUCUCCGAUGCGACAUAGCCACGCCUCUUCCUAAACCUCUUAUUAUUAGUUAUAUCCACAUGUUUUCCAUCUAUUUUUGUGUGUAUACAAAAUAUAAUUUUUUGGAUUUCACAACA